GUAUCCCCCACUACUCAAAAAUCAACCGUUCACUCUUUCACCCAAACAACCCACACUCUUAAAAACACACACGAAAACGUUUCAAAACAUAAUCAUCAAAUUCGAAUCACAUUCACUAGAGAGAAAAACAAAAACUAAAAUCACAAAAAUGUUUCGAGUAAGCAACUUCGUUGUGGGUGUAGCCAACACGUUGGUGAUGUUAGUGGGCGCAUCAGCCAUCGGUUACUCCAUUUACAUGUUCGUUCAUCAAGACGUGACCGAUUGUGAAUCAGCCAUUCGUGCACCACUCCUCACGACCGGGAUCAUCCUCUUCUUGGUGUCUUUAAUAGGAGUGAUAGGAUCUUGCUUCAAGGAGAAUGUCGCAAUGGUCUCCUACUUGAUCAUACUGAUUGCGGGCAUUGUUGCGUUACUGGUUUUCUCGAUAUUUCUCUUCUUUGUGACCAACAAAGGAGCCGGUCAUGUGGUCUCUGGUCGAGUGUAUAGAGAGUACCAUACGGUGGACUUCUCGACUUGGCUAAACGGUUUUGUUGGUGGGAAGAGAUGGGUUGGUAUAAGGUCUUGUCUCGCUGAGGCUAGCGUUUGUGAUGAUUUGAGUGAUGGUCGUGUUAGUCAGAUCGCUGAUGCGUUUUAUCACAAGAACUUGUCUCCAAUCCAGUCAGGUUGUUGUAAGCCACCGUCGGAUUGCAACUUCCAGUUCAGAAACGCGACGUUCUGGAUGCCGCCGGCGAAAAAUGCAACGACGGUUGCGACGGACAACGGUGAUUGCGGUGCGUGGAGUAACGUGCAAACGGAGUUAUGUUUUAACUGCAACGCAUGCAGAGCGGGUGUGUUAGCCAACAUAAGAGAGAAGUGGAGGCAUCUUCUUGUUUUCAACAUAUGUCUCCUCAUACUCCUCAUGACCGUUUGUUCAUGCGGUUGCCGUGCUCGUCGUAACAAUCUCGCCGCUACCGAAAGUGACCGUGCCUGAUCACACACUGUCUUUUUAU
Messenger RNA from Brassica oleracea var. oleracea, 986 nucleotides. RefSeq names its product tetraspanin-11-like. Gene Ontology annotation, biological process: auxin-activated signaling pathway. Lineage: Eukaryota; Viridiplantae; Streptophyta; Magnoliopsida; Brassicales; Brassicaceae. Gene Ontology annotation, cellular component: plasmodesma; plasma membrane. The record is from RefSeq and is a predicted model, not a curated record. Bases 149 to 967 code for a protein of 272 amino acids. The transcript has 2 exons.